CGGUUCGGUGUGUGUGUCGCCGGCUUCUCUAGGGUCCAUGUGAUUUUCACGCCAGUGCUGCUGAACGGUCCAGGAGAGGGAGCUGGCAGGGUCCGAUUAAUUGUCCUUGAGUCCAAGUGUCUCUUCGGGCCCUUUGGGGCUCAGUGGAGUGAAGGAAGACAGCAGUCAAUUAUAUGGAAUUAUGGCUGGGUAUAAGCCUGUAGCUAUUCAGACAUAUCCUCUGCUUGGUGAAAAAAUUACCCAAGAUACACUGUAUUGGAACAACUAUAAGACCCCUGUUCAGAUUAAGGAAUUUGGUGCAGUUUCAAAAGUAGACUUUUCUUCUCAGCCUCCGUAUAAUUAUGCUGUCACAGCUUCCUCAAGAAUUCACAUUUAUGGCCGAUACUCCCAAGAACCUAUAAAAACCUUUUCUCGAUUUAAAGACACAGCGUACUGUGCUACUUUUCGACAAGAUGGUAGAUUGCUUGUGGCUGGCAGUGAAGACGGUGGAGUUCAACUUUUUGAUAUAAGUGGAAGAGCUCCCCUCAGGCAGUUUGAAGGUCAUACAAAAGCAGUUCAUACAGUAGAUUUUACAGCUGACAAAUAUCACGUGGUCUCUGGGGCUGAUGAUUAUACAGUUAAAUUAUGGGAUAUUCCAAACUCCAAAGAAAUUUUGACAUUUAAAGAACAUUCUGAUUAUGUGAGAUGUGGAUGUGCUAGCAAACUUAAUCCGGAUCUCUUUAUAACAGGAUCAUAUGAUCAUACUGUGAAGAUGUUUGAUGCACGAACGAAUAAGAGUGUUCUCUCUGUUGAGCAUGGGCAGCCAGUGGAGAGUGUCCUGCUUUUCCCCUCUGGAGGUCUUCUGGUGUCAGCAGGAGGUCGUUACGUUAAGGUCUGGGACAUGUUAAAAGGAGGACAAUUGCUGGUAUCUCUGAAAAAUCAUCACAAAACUGUGACAUGUUUAUGUCUAAGCAGCUCUGGACAGAGGUUGCUCUCUGGCUCACUGGAUAGGAAGGUAAAAGUAUACAGCACAACUUCCUACAAAGUAGUCCACAGUUUUGAUUAUGCAGCUUCAAUUUUGAGUCUUGCCCUUGCACAUGAAGAUGAGACAAUAGUUGUAGGAAUGACCAAUGGCAUACUGAGUGUUAAACAUCGGAAAUCUGAAGCAAAGAAGGAAUCGCUUCCCAGAAGAAGAAGGCCUGCAUAUCGAACGUUUAUUAAAGGAAAAAAUUACACAAAACAACGGGAUGACAUUUUGAUUAACAGGCCAACAAAGAAACACCUAGAAUUGUAUGACAGGGAUCUGAAACAUUUUCGAAUCUCUAAGGCACUUGACAGAGUUCUUGAGCCUACUUGUGCAAUAAAGACACCUGAGAUUACAGUGUCCAUCAUAAAGGAGUUAAAUCGAAGAGGAGUCCUUGCAAAUGCCCUUGCAGGUCGAGAUGAAAAGGAAAUCAGUCGUGUUCUUAAUUUUUUGAUAAGGAAUCUUUCUCAGCCAAGAUUUGCCCCUGUUUUAAUCAAUGCUGCUGAAAUAAUUAUUGAUAUAUAUCUGCCUGUGAUUGGUCAGUCCCCUGUAGUUGAUAAAAAGUUUUUGCUACUUCAAGGACUUGUAGAAAAAGAGAUUGAUUACCAAAGAGAAUUGUUAGAAACCUUGGGGAUGAUGGAUAUGCUUUUUGCCACCAUGAGAGGGAAGGAAGGCACUUCUGUGUUGGAACAUACAUCUGAUGGUUUUCCAGAGAAUAAGAAGAUAGAAUCAUAGUGUCUGCUAAAUAAGACAUAUAAGAACCCUGAAGUUGGAAUAGAUUUGCCUCUAUUAAAUGUUGGAAAGAGACUCUCUUUGAUACAUUAAAAAAACUAUUUACAGAAGCAGUUCUGUGGAAGAGACUGGAAUAAUUGCGGUCAGAAAACAAGUACCUGUUUUAAGUAAGACAUGGUUUUCCAUGUGCUAUUUUGAAUUAUUUUAUAGCAUCUUCACCUAGACGAUCUCAAUUGUCUUGGACAUAGACUAGUUUGUGUGGGAUGAGUUGAUAUUAAUUUUAGUACAGGAGUAUUCUGUAUCAACAUUUGGGUUGGUAUUCAGAUGGGAAUUCAAAUAUGAAUCCUCUCUGGAGAGGAUCCAACUGGGAAUCCUGCUAAAGGAACACGGUCUUGUAUUACUUCUGGAAAACAACAGCAAAAACAAAUGGCAACAACAAAAAGCCUCUUUCUUGAUGCUAAUCAGUGCCUUUGGGAUUUCUAGGCCCUCGUGUAGCUUGCUUCCUCUCUCCUUGAUGUCGACACUUGUCUUAGAUCACAUGCCCUGCCUCAGCUGGUAAUGGGAGCGCAGCUGUUCCAAGUGUGGCAAGUAAGUGGUCAGCUCUGAAGAACUAAUACUAGCUAGAUUUGUAUUCAGAGUGUGAGAGCAAGGUCUACAGAUAGACCUGAUUGGACUACUUUUUCUUCUCUUCAUGCAGCCUUUCUAACAAGUUUUCACUGUGUUUCAGGUCAGGGAAAUGAUAGAAUUUGUCAUUUUUCUUAUAAUAAAUAGCCUUUCAAACUAUUCUUCAUAUGUUUUGAGCUUAUCUUAUAGCUACCUAAUCCUCUGAAAACUGUUUUCUCUGAUUUGUAUUUAGAUAUUCCCCCCAUUCUUCACAAUCAUAUUGUGUUUUAGAACCCCAAUCCAGAGCAGUUUGCUUUGAAAAGUAGUUGUUUUUGAAAGUUUAAUGUAAAUAUUAUUUUUUAGAAUUUUUUUUUUUUGAAAGAGUCUCAUUCUAUUGCUGGAAUGUAGUAGAGAAGUGCAGUGGCGCAGGCUUGGCUCACUGCAACCUCUGCCCUCGCAGGUUCAAGUGAUUCUCCUGCCUCAGCCUCCUGAGUAGCUGGGAUUGCAGGUGUGUGCCACCAUGCCUGGCUAAUUUUUGUACUUUUAGUAGAGACAGGGUUUCACCAUACUGGCCAGGCUGGUCUCGAACUCCUGACCUCAAGUGAUCCACCUGCCUAGUCCUUCCAAAGUGCUGGGAUUAAAGGCAUGAGCCACGGCACCCAGCCUGUAAAUAUUAUUAUUAUUUUAUAAAGACAUUCUUACUUUCUUGGCUUUUUGAUGUAUCCAUUCCGGAUGGAUAAUUGUUGGCUAGUAACUCCUAGUACACUGAUUUCGCAGUUGCUACCUCUCCUACCUUUCUCUAAUUCUUACCCCAACUAAAGUAGUUAAAAAUCAGUAAGAAAAAUGUCUUGAGCUAGAAGAACCUGUAGAGGAAGAUUUUGUAAUGCGAAUCUGCUUUCAUAAUUUUAGUUCUGUAAAUUCAGGGUUUUUUUAAGUAGAAAAAAUAUUUAAUAUGUUCUAGUAAGAUUAUUAAGUAAAAAUUAAACAAACAUAUUAAUUUAAUAUUUAGGCUAACAUUAACAUUUAAAUUAAUAUACUAAGUGAAUAUACUUAAUAUGUUCUAGUACAGGUAUGCUCAGAAAUAGGGCCAGUUUCCCUUUCAUGAACUGAUUUCAGCAAUCAUACAGCACAGUGGCCUGUAAGGAACCAGCAGUGUGCUUCUCUGCAUAAUUAUGAAUUUAGUCAAGAUCAGAAGCUGUGUUUUGGGGUUAAGAAGGGUUAAUUUAUUUAAAUAAAGUUUCUAUUUAAAAACUUUUUAAAAACAUUAAUGCCAUAAGUAUUCUGAUAAUUUGCAUAGUAGUAACAUGACAAAGGUUUUCUCAUACGUCAUUUCAUUUGAUUCUCACCGCAGCCAUCCAAGAUUGAUAUUAUUUUCAUUUAACAUUGAAUUAACUAAAGUAGUUGAUUCACUCUCCAAGUCCCUGAGUGUGAGCUCUUCAUCCUAGCACUGUGAAGUAGUUUGCCUGCUGGGGCCUAAACUACUCAUUCCCUUGACAAAACUUCAGAGUGCUGCAGUUCUCAAAAUAUGUAACAGAUACACAUUUUCAAAAAGGUUAGGAAGCAGUUCCCAUAGCCAUCAGUACUUAAAUUCAGGAGUACUUUUUGUUGUGUUUGUUUUGUUUUGUUUUUAGAGACAAGGUCUCAUUCUGUUGCACAGGCUGGAGUGUAGUGGUGCGAUCAUAGCUCACUGCUACUUUGGCCUCCUAGGUUGAAGCUAUCCUCCCACCUUAGCCUCCUGAGAAGCUGAGACUACAGACAUGAGCUACCAUGCCUGGCUAAUUUUUUAUUUUGAUUUUUUGAGAGAAGAGGUCUCACUAUGUUGCCCAGGCUUCAGGCAAUCUCCUGGUCUCAAGCGAUCUUCCAACCUCAGCCUCCCAAAUGACUGGGAUGAAAGACAUGAGCCAUGCUCCCAGCAGGAAUGGUUAUUAUAUUCACUGAGACAAACUGUAGUAUUUGCUCUUUGAAGUACUUAAAUAUAAUUGGCAUAUUACAAUAUGUGACACUGGCCUUGAGAUUCUAAUUUAAAAUGCUUAACAAGAGUUUUAGACUUGUGAAUUUUAGUUGAAAGGUAUUUUAAAAUGUUACUAAGUCUGCAAAAGUACUGAAAUGUUUCAGGGAACUUGGAAAGUCACUGUAUGUUUCAUGUAUUAUAUUUAUGAGAGUUAAGAACUUGGGAAGGUUUUACUAAUGGGGUCAAGCAUUUGCAGUGCUGCUUAUAAGAUAUAAAUACUAUUAAGUUGUUUAAAGGAAUUUGGAUUGUAAAUGGGACUGUUAAAACAAAUUUAGUGUGUUCAACUUAAAUGGAUUCUAUCUAAAAUACCCUGGUGGCACCUUUACA
This is a messenger RNA of Sapajus apella (tufted capuchin), 4676 nucleotides long. RefSeq names its product UTP15 small subunit processome component (gene UTP15). Gene Ontology annotation, biological process: rRNA processing; positive regulation of transcription by RNA polymerase I. Gene Ontology annotation, molecular function: protein binding. The transcript has 13 exons. The record is from RefSeq and is a predicted model, not a curated record. Lineage: Eukaryota; Metazoa; Chordata; Mammalia; Primates; Cebidae. The coding region runs from base 182 to 1738 and encodes 518 amino acids. Gene Ontology annotation, cellular component: nucleolus.